Fusarium coffeatum is the source of this 1935-nucleotide messenger RNA. RefSeq lists its product as uncharacterized. Lineage: Eukaryota; Fungi; Ascomycota; Sordariomycetes; Hypocreales; Nectriaceae. Gene Ontology annotation, molecular function: mRNA binding. The transcript is spliced from 3 exons. Gene Ontology annotation, biological process: positive regulation of translation; nuclear-transcribed mRNA catabolic process, nonsense-mediated decay. Gene Ontology annotation, cellular component: nucleolus; cytoplasm. The record is from RefSeq and is a predicted model, not a curated record. Bases 1 to 1935 code for a protein of 644 amino acids.
AUGUCAUCUCAAACACCGCAAGUCCUGUCUCGGCGGGCAAAUGGGGGAUCCCAAGCGUCAGCUAAUCAGAAUUCGGAAUCAUCAAAGCCCGCGAAUGAAGGCGAGACUCCGAAGCCCACCAAGACUAAAGCUCAUAAUGAGGGCGAGAAACUGGUAAUACGUCGGUUGCCUCCUGGAAUGACAGAGGCAGAAUUUGUAUCCAUUCUUGGUAAUGAGUGGGAGUUGGGCAAGGGAAAAGUUGACUGGUUCGAGUUCGCCCAAGGAAAAAUCUCUACCGACCCCUCAAAACCUUCGCGACCAGGUCGCGCAUAUGUUCAUGUGUUGAGAAAGGAUGAUAUCUUGCCCCUGAGUGAGGCAGUCCGAAAUGCUGUUUGGGAAGAUGCAAAAGCGUCCUUCAAUAACCCAUCUCUGAUCGGCCCACCCGCUGUCGAGUUUGCUAUUUACAAAAAGGUUCCAAGCAAUAAAAAACGGACCGACGCACGUCAAGGAACAAUCGAUCAGGACCCCGAGUUUAUGGCCUUUUUGGAGGAACAGACGAAUCCAGCACCACCGAAAGAAACCUUGGAAGGGGAAGAGGGCGAUGACCUCGGAAAGACGGAAGCCAAAGUCACGACCACGCCACUUAUCGAGUUUCUUAAGGAGAAGAAAGCAAACAAGGCCAAGGACGGUCCGUCUUCUAAGAGCUCAAAGCAUGGACAAGGGGAUUCGAGAAGUGGGAAAGGCAAGAGCUCGUCCAAGGAGGAUGACUCCGGUAAGAAGAAGGGCAGAGACUCCAAAGCAGAGAAGGCAGAUAAAACACCCAAGGAGACUGUCAAGAUUCUCACCAAGAAAGCUGCCGCCGAACAGAACGCGGAGGGGUCUAGAGCCAACCCUAAAAGUCAAGCCAGCGAUGCCAGCGCUCAGGAGGCGGCACCUAAAAGUCGACGUGCCGGAAUUAUGGCGGCCGCUAGGAUAUUUCAACGAGAUCUUGGCCUGAGCCCCGGAAGUGCGCACAGGAAAGCACGUCAAGACGCCGCGAAAGCAGAUGCAGAUGCGAAGACGACACCAGACAAGGAAAAUGCAGGCCCCGCAGAUGCCAAAGCUAGUACUUCAGAACGCCCAGCUUCACCAGCCAAAGCGAUUGAGACUGAGGCCCCAGUUGCAAAGGGCAGAGGCGCCGCCGGAAACUCAAAACAACAGCAGCAAUCAAACCGUAGAACGCGUGGUGGUAAGAACGCAGAUAAGAACAAGGAGAAGGAGGCGGAGAAAGAGAACACCAGGGACAAGGAGAAGAACAAGGGGGGAGCUUCAGGCCAAAACCAAGUGGCCCUUAAUCCCCCCAUUGUUCUCCUUAAGAAGAAGGGUAAUGAAGUCGAGUCCGGUCCGUCAACGAAACCAGCAAGCAGCACGCCUCAGCCGACGCCCACACAAGGAGGCAGAUCGAAGACCGACAAUACAGCUAGUAGCUCUAAAGGCGCUUCUAACAAGGGAGCUAACGCGCAAAAGAAGCCUCCUACUGUCUCUCCUGAUGCUACUCGUGGCUUUGUCAAGCAUGCCAAUCCUUCCCAGGGAGUCACUGAAGCACUGCUCAAGCAGACACUGUCAACAUUCGGAACGAUUACAUUUGUUGAGAUCGACAAACGUAAGGGAUUUGCCUAUGUUGACUUUGCUGAGCAUGACGGUCUUGUAAAGGCUGUUACAGCAAGUCCUAUCACCGUUGCACAGGGCACUGUUCAAGUUCUAGAGCGCAAGGAUAAAAAGCCUGCAAACGCAAACUCGGCUGUGCCCACGACAGCACCAACUGCUGGGACUUCUGCGCCGGAGAAGCCGUCUGGUAGAGGUAGACGUGGACGAGGUGGAGGUGGAGGCAACAAGUCAAAGGACUCUGGUGCCAACAACCAGGGCGCUACUGCCGUCACCACUUCCACUCCCGCAACAGCGAACGGCGGCGGCUGA